Teleopsis dalmanni is the source of this 1940-nucleotide messenger RNA. RefSeq names its product transmembrane protease serine 11A-like. NCBI's taxonomy places the organism in Eukaryota, Metazoa, Arthropoda, Insecta, Diptera, Diopsidae. Bases 123 to 1832 code for a protein of 569 amino acids. Gene Ontology annotation, molecular function: serine-type endopeptidase activity. The record is from RefSeq and is a predicted model, not a curated record. The transcript is spliced from 6 exons. Gene Ontology annotation, biological process: proteolysis.
GUUAGCACAGAGCGGUGCAUACAAAUAGACGUUCGGUGUUCAAAAAGUAAAGCUAAAUUGUAAAUUAAAUAGUUCUAAUGGUUUAAAAUAUUAACUACAAAUUGUUGUUAUAAGUCAUAAUAAUGAUUAAAAUGAAAGCAUUAAAUAUUAUUUUGAUCUUUCUGUAUGUUGCUGUGUUUUCUAUAUUAAACUCAGUUGUAGCGUCUGAAGUAGAAAUGCCGACUAUAGCUUGUCCGGAUUUAUUCCGAUAUGUUAUAAAACCCAACGAGACGUAUGCAGUAGUAACCGUACCUAGCAGCUUUAUAAAUGGUGCAAAUGUGCAUCUGCAGGUUAUUGUCCAUCAGUAUGAUUUAGUCAAUCAAGAAUUUAGUCUUUUACCAUUUAAAAGUCAGGAAGAAACACUGUCUAACAUAUUGGCGAGAAAAUCAGUGGAGUAUCGCUUUAGCUUUCCAUCUCCACAGGAGAAUCCAAAACUCUCAAAAAUUGUUGUAAACGGUGAGACUAUUUGCUUCGAUGAUGACUAUAUUCCUCCUUAUAAUGCUCUAGAAGGUGAAUUUAAUAUUGAAUUGCCCAUAAAUAAUACCGUCGGUGAUACUUCCAUUGAAUAUGUUCCUCCGUCGAUUUCGCAGCUCAAUAAUUGUUUCAGUUUUGUGAUUUAUGAAGAAGAAAAUAAUAAAACUUUUGCACGCAUAAAAAUUCCGAAUUACUACUUUGAAGGUGGUACUCCUGAAGUCAAAGUAGAUUUUGCACAGAAUAAAAUGUUGACAAGCGGUAAAUAUGCACUAUUUACGUACAAAAGUCUUGAUGAAACUAUAUUGGACGUAAUGGAGGGAAAACCUGUUUUAUAUCGUUUCCAGUUUCCAGAUCAAACUGAAAUUCCAGUUAUACGAGAGAUUCAAGUGAAUAGCAAACCAAUUUGUGCCAAUAAAAAUCCACGAGUUGGUAGUAUGAAACUUACUGGAGGACAUACCAUGCAGUUACCACUUGGUUACAAUAACUUAAAUAUAUAUACCGAUAAUGAAAGUGAUGAUAAUAAUGACAAAUCGAAGGAUAAUAGAACAUGCGGACGAGAAGUUGGUGCUCUUACACCAUUUAUAAGUUUUGGAAAUGAAAUAAAUAAUGGACAGGUUCCUUGGCUCGCAUCUAUCUUCCAGAAUAAUGAUGAAAAUCUAGUAUUUAUUUGUGGUGGUUCACUGAUUUCGAAGCGCAUAAUAAUUACCGCAGCACAUUGUUUUCAGUUUCAAACGUUGCCAGCAGAUCUGACUUUGGUCAAACUUGGUGGUAGUAAUACGACAGAUGACACUGGUGUCUUGAGUUUUGGUGUUGAGAAAAUAAUAAUACAUCCAGAAUAUAGAAAUGAUUUUAUUCCAGAUGCCGAUAUUGCUUUAUUAUACCUAAAUUCAUCAAUAACUUUUACAGAUUUCAUUAGUCCAAUUUGUUUGUGGAAUGGAGAUACUGACCUAAGCAAACUUGUAAACAAAAUUGGGUAUGUUGCAGGCUUUGGGUCAACGGAAAAUGGCACCAUUUCUGAAACAAGCCCUAGAAUUGCUUAUGCUAGAAUAGUUAGUGAAAUAGAAUGCGUGCGAUCAUCAAAUAAAAUAAAAUCAAUAAUUUCACCUCGUACGUUCUGUGCGGGAAAUCGAGAUUUAUCUGGACCUUGUACGGGUGAUUCAGGUUCAGGAAUUAUGAUUAGAAAAAAUAGGCAUUGGUCAUUGAGAGGAGUAGUAUCUAUUGGAGAAACGUUUGAAGGCCAGUGCAACUUGGGCGAAUUUGUUAUAUAUUGUGAUUUAGCAAAACAUCUUGAUUGGAUAAAUAACCACAUAUUAGACUAAAUUUUAUAAAUGUAUUUGUAUUAAUACAUACAUUUGUACAUUUUUUUUUAAAUUUCCAUUUGUAAAGUAUGAGUCCUUCAUUUACGACUUUAUAUGUAUACUUAUAAA